AUGGUCUUAUACAAGAGAAAAAUUGUCGUGAGAGACGACGCCAUCACGGCCGCCGGACACUUGACCACGAGGCAGUCCUUGGUUCCCAACGGACUUGUCACCAUUCUCUUCUUCUUGUGGGGGUUCGCCUAUGGUCUUCUUGAUGUUCUCAACUCCCACUUCCAGGAGACUCUCAACAUCACCUCUAGCAAGGCGGCGGGCCUAUCUGCCGCCUACUUCGGCGCAUACUUCAUCUGCCCACCCACCAUUUCAGGAUGGAUCCUUAGACGCUUCGGGUUCCGUGUCACCUUCAUGACCGGGCUCGCUGUCUUGGCCGUUGGUUGCCUGCUCUUCUGGCCCUCCGGUCUGAAGGCCUCCUUCGGCGGUUUCUGCGGCUCAAUGUUCGUCGUUGGCGCUGGCCUCUCAACCCUCGAGACUGCCGCAGACCCUUUCCUCGCUAUCUGCGGUCCCCCCAAGUAUUCCGAGAUUCGAUUGAACCUUGCUCAGGCAGUUCAGGGUGUUGGGUCUUUUGUCGCUCCCCUGCUCGCUUCUCGCGUCUUCUUCAAUAACAUCACCGACAAGCAGGGUCUCAGGAACGUUCAGUGGGUGUAUCUCGGUGUCGCCUGCUUCGUAGGCUUGCUCAUCGUCCUCUUCUUCCUUGCGCCCAUGCCUGAGAUCACCGAUGCCGAUAUGAAUCUCCAGGAGGGCGAGAUUGGAGAGCGCGACCCCGGUCCGUUUCGCAAGCAGAUCAACUUAUUCCUCGCCGUCUGGUCUCAAUUCUGUUACGUUGGUGCACAGGUUGCCGUUGCCAACUAUUUCAUCAAUUUCUGUAUGGAAGCUGGCCGGACUAAGGCCCAAGGCUCAGAUCUUCUUGCUGUUGGACAAGGCCUGUACGCCUUUAACCGUUUCCUGGCUGCUGGUUUGAUGACCAUUCCUGCGAUGAAGCCGCGUUACAUCCUAGGCAGCUACCUCGCUCUCUGUUUCGUUUUCAUCGUUGCCGCUAUGAACACUUCUGGCACGACAUCAAUUGCCAUGCUGAUUCUGGUGCUCUGCUUCGAAUCUGCCUGUUUCGCCACCAUCUUCACCCUCGGUCUGCGAGGUCUUGGUCGCCACACCAAGCUCGGCGGUUCGCUGCUAGUUGCUGCCAUCUCUGGUGGCAUGGUAUUUCCACCCAUGACUGGUGCCGUUGUCGACCAUAGGAACGCUCAUAUUGCCAUGGCUAUCCCGAUGAUGGGCUAUAUUCUAGCCUGGAUUUACCCUCUGUACGUCAACGUCUGGAACAGGGAGAUCAUGGACUCCCACAGAGCGACCAACGUCGGCGUCGAGCCCGUCAGCGAUAAGAGCCUUCAACUUGAGGCUCAGGAGUCCCGUGUGGAGGAUAAUAUUCCGGAGGUCAAAUAA
Messenger RNA from Phaeoacremonium minimum UCRPA7, 1380 nucleotides. Its product is annotated as putative l-fucose permease glucose galactose transporter protein. Gene Ontology annotation, biological process: transmembrane transport. Bases 1 to 1380 code for a protein of 459 amino acids. The transcript is spliced from 10 exons. The record is from RefSeq and is a predicted model, not a curated record. Lineage: Eukaryota; Fungi; Ascomycota; Sordariomycetes; Togniniales; Togniniaceae. Gene Ontology annotation, molecular function: transmembrane transporter activity.